Juglans microcarpa x Juglans regia is the source of this 969-nucleotide messenger RNA. Its product is annotated as LEAF RUST 10 DISEASE-RESISTANCE LOCUS RECEPTOR-LIKE PROTEIN KINASE-like 1.2. Gene Ontology annotation, molecular function: polysaccharide binding. The transcript has 6 exons. The record is from RefSeq and is a predicted model, not a curated record. The coding region runs from base 58 to 969 and encodes 303 amino acids. Lineage: Eukaryota; Viridiplantae; Streptophyta; Magnoliopsida; Fagales; Juglandaceae.
GGAAGCUAUACGCAUCUCUCUCUCUCUCUCUCUCUCUCUCUCUCUCUCUCUCCCAGAAUGAAGACAGGUGUAUUGUCCCUUCCUGCAAAACUCAUGGCUCUUAUCGUUCUAGUUGUGCUACUUCUUCAUCAAACUUGCAGUGCUAAGGAUUCAAAUCGGGACUGUGUUCCUUCUUCCUGCGGCAAUAUCACCAACAUAAGCUCCCCAUUUCGAUUGGAAGACGAUCCUCCACACUGCGGCAACCCAAGCUUUACCCUGUCAUGCGAUCAGCACAACCAAACCGUGUUAUACUUGAUGUCCGUAGAACACUACGUACAGGAAAUCAAUUACACUUCCAAAACAAUCAGAGUUGUAAACUCCGGUAUUCAAAAGGAUAAUUACUCCUUCAUCCCUCGUUAUUCCGGUUUUUUGGCCAAUACUCCAUAUUAUCGGCCGUAUUUCAGAGAAACCAUGGCUUUGUUGAACUGUGAAAAGCGAGUGAAUUCCCCAGGAUAUCUGAACAAAUCUACUUGCUUUGACAAUAGAACCUAUGCUUCCAACUCAUCUUCAUCCCAGCCUGAGGCCGGGUUUAGAUAUGUGAUAUAUAACCAGAUGAAAGCAGGGGAUGUGGAGGACUUGUGCCAAGUAGAGCAUAUAUUCCAGACAUCGUGGCCAUCAGUCCGCAAUCUGCUACCAGAAGACCCAAGUAGUAUUUCCUGCACAGACUUGCGCAACCUAUUGCUAUACGGUUUUGAGCUUUAUUGGAUGAAUCCCGAUUGUGGAAAUUGCGGCAUCUUCGAGUUUCGCGAAUACCGUUAUUGCUGUAAAAGACAUACGGGAAUCCUUGGAAUACCAUUUUGGGUUUACACAGCUUUACGUGGCAUACUAGAAGAUUUGUAUGAGCCUGGUAAGGUUAAUUUCUUUCUCCAAAAGUUGCUGGAAUGUGUUGUAUUAAUGUUGUUGUUUUGGCGGACUGAGUCCGAGGAGUAA